AUGAAGCGGCACGUUUCCCAUCAGUAUUUUACUCUACGAAGCGACAAGCGGUACAAGAUGGAAUUGCAAUGGGAUACAGCUAUCGACGCUGUCGGCAACACGGCUAUUCUACUCGGAGACUUCGACAAAUGUUCUAAAAGCACCCUCUUGCGCCUGACAGACAUCGAGGGCUACCAUAUCGAGUGCUCCGACAAGAGCACCAAUCCUGAAACCUUACGCCUAACAGCUGCCUUGAGAUUUACUGGUAGUAUCGGUCGGGGAUAUCAAACGUCGUGA
Molecule: messenger RNA, 276 nt
Organism: Penicillium hordei
Lineage: Eukaryota; Fungi; Ascomycota; Eurotiomycetes; Eurotiales; Aspergillaceae
Exons: 2
Coding region: 1-276 (91 amino acids)
Source: RefSeq, a predicted model, not a curated record